AAACUUUGACAUAAUCGAAACCGAGAUUGAACAAUGUGGUAUACGGUCUUUUGAUAACUUUAUCGUACAUUCAAGUUUGCAUGAAAGGCCGUUAAUUAAGAUAACCAAAAGGUAAAAAUUGCUCAAAUGCUUAUCUUAAUAUUUACAUGAUUUGUUUAUAGAAUGAAGCAGAAAUUGGAAAUAAUAUUUCAUGAGUAUUUAAAGCAAUGCUCGAACAUAAAUGAACAAAAAACAAUCAAAGACAUGCUUGCUUUCUUUGAAGGAAAUGUUCUUGAGCAGCUUUUGAAUGGAAUCGAUUUAAAUGCAAUGUUUACAAAAGAAGAAAAUCUACCAGGCAUUGAUAGUUAUGUUGCAAUUAUCAGCCGAGACAUAUAUAAGCUGUUUCUUGUGGUAUCAUAUCUAUUUUAUCUCAACACGCUGAUAAAAAAAAGGCUAGACAUGUCUGCCAAAGGUAAAUGGAUACAAAAAAAUUUGGCAUAUGCGAUAUCAGUAGAUAAAUGGUUAUUGGAUAAUAUGUUUGGCACAAAAGAAGAUUUGACUGAACUACUCUUUGCGAGUGGAAUUCUGCAAAGAAACAAUCAUCGACGAAAGGCACAGAUUAUUACACGGGGAGAAGAAAUUUUGCCUGCUAUUGAACAGAAGCUAACAGAUUUCAACUUUAAGAUGAAGUCUUAUUUUGUUGUUUCUCAAUUACAUCAAACAUAUAUCCAGCUAACCCUCCACCAAGUUGUCAUUGUUUCGGAAGAUGAAACAAGUUCUACUACAAUCAUAGUCGAAGAUAAAAUAAUACAGAUAGAGGAUGUAUAUGACACCCUUUGUAAAACUACCUGGGGUUCUAAGAUAUAUCCCACUAGCUAUAUCGACUACUGUACUGCACAUGAGGAUAGUAUGCAUAUCUUGCGUAAUCUCGAGUCAUUAUUCAGUUAUGACAGGUAUUGUCAAGAAGUUAAGUUGGCCGUGCCGGAGCUUGUUCAUUUUAACAAGACUAUGUACUUAAAAUUUGAACAUAAUAUAUGUUUCAAUGAAGAAAAAUGUGAUUGUAGUAUCAUUAUUGAUCCUCAAAAUAUUGUUGAUAUUGGUAUGAAGUCAGUCAUACAAGAUAUUGCAACUAUAAUGGCGGGUUCAUUAACAAACACCGAAUUGUUUGGAAACUACGAAGUGGAUUUCUUGUUUGUUUUGGGAAAUGUAUUUAAUAUUCCUCAUAAUUCGAUGGCCUAUAUUGUUUACAGCAAUAUGUUACAAGAAUCAGUUAGUAAUAGUAUAGACCUAAAAGAGAAAUAUACACAAGGACUUGUUAUACGUGAGCCACUUUGCGAGUUAUUACAUUCUACUACGAAUAUAAAACCAUACAUUUAUGACAGAUUCAUUGCCGGGUCUUUAAAAAAGGUAUCAAGAAGCACAUAUGGUAUUCGAUUUCGUGAAGAUAUCAUCCGAUACUUGCCAUUUUCACGUAUAAACUGUUAUGGCGAUAUUACUGGUAUUGGUGCUAAUGAUGGCAGCUAUUUGGUGGUCCUCCAAACGGGACAAGAGAUUCCAAUUUCAGGAUUGAAGUUAAAUCUCGAAAUUACUAUUUUAUCAGGAACAAACUGCGAGAAUUUAAGUUUAGAUAUUAUUCGAGUCGAGUAUUCAGGUGAGAGUGUUAAUGGUUUCAACGUCUUAGAAGAAGCCACCCAGGGCGCAUCAUCCAGCAUUUACAUCGGUGGCGGUUUAACUUCAUCUGCACGAGUCAUUGUAGAAUUUGAAUAUGUGAAUUACAACUACUCAUUAAAAGUGUCAGCAAAAAGGAUGGCUGGAAAAAUCGACAGUAGCACUUCUAACAAAAAACACUUUAUUCUGGAAGACCCGUUGACACUGGCGUAUAUUUAAACUCAUUGGCAAUUAUCAAUAAAGUCACCUCACUAACCCCUAUCUUAAAGGGAGAUAAGUUAUCAUUAAUUCAACAUUGUAAUAUGGCAGCGCUCAAUUUGUUUUAUAAUAAUUUCAAACAUUUAUCCAGAAAGCACGGAGUUA
Messenger RNA from Mucor mucedo, 2010 nucleotides. RefSeq lists its product as uncharacterized. The transcript is spliced from 4 exons. The coding region runs from base 163 to 1866 and encodes 567 amino acids. Lineage: Eukaryota; Fungi; Mucoromycota; Mucoromycetes; Mucorales; Mucoraceae. The record is from RefSeq and is a predicted model, not a curated record.